CCCGGCGCACGCCCCCGGGCGGCUGCCACCCCACGCCGCGCCGCGCACCGCUCCGGGCCACCACUCGAAUCUCAACGCGACAUCUCACUAAAACGAUUUGCUCGCAAUCGCAUCACGCGUUCACCCUAUUAUCUUAUCAUUUCGGUUAUAGUAAUCAGUGAGUUUCCGGUUUCGCGUACAUAUCACGAAAAAGCUUUCCUUGUAACUACAGUUUUUCUAUAUCGAAUAAUAUAUUAAGCCCUUGAGCGUAAUUAUAUACUUAAAAACUACUCUGUGUUGUCGUGAUCGGAUAUCGCAAAAUGGUCGUAAGUAGCGCGAAAGGAGUAUGAUGAGGUGUGGUGUAUACGAGAGGAUAUCCUGUGCGGAGUGGUGCGCGCCACGGCUAGGACGGUGAGGCAGCGUGGCGGAAGGUGCGAGCAGCCAGCGAGAGUGCGAGAGCAUGGGCGGGCCGGGUGGCUGGCCACGCGACGCGCCCGCGCUGCUCAGCACGGCGCUGCUGCUGGGCGGUGCGGGCGGUGGGGCCUCGUUGGUCGACCGCCCGCCGCCGCCGCUAUUCACCAUCGACAGCAUCCUGGCGCCGAGGCCGCAGCCACCGAUGCCGCCGCUGCAGCUGCAUCAUCUAGCCCAUUCACCUUUCCACAGAGCUCACGAUAUUUUUGGUGUCGGGAAUGUGGUGACAUCAGCCGGCGGCUAUGCGGGUUUGUACGGAGGUUACGCGGCAGCUGCUUUAGCUGGACUUUCGGGUCCUCCGCCUAAACGCAAGCGCCGACACCGUACCAUCUUCACAGAAGAACAACUGGAACAGCUAGAGAGCACCUUCGACAAGACACAUUAUCCUGAUGUUGUUCUAAGAGAGCAACUGGCGUUAAGAGUCGACUUAAAGGAGGAGCGGGUUGAGGUUUGGUUUAAGAACCGACGUGCGAAAUGGCGUAAACAGAAGCGGGAGGAACAGGAGCGACUUCGUAAAUUGCAAGAGGAGCGCGCUUGCAGCCGCGCGAUGGUGUCAGCGCGAGCGCGCCUCUCGCCGCCUUCUCGACUGCCCCCUGCGCCGCCCACACCUCGUCCUUACACCGACGAUUCCGAGGACUCUGAUCUGGAAGUCGCUUAAGUGCUAGCAUUAAAACAUAGAGUGAACAUAAAAGUGCAAGUCUUUGGAAGUGAAUCGGUGUCAUUAAUAAAAUCGCCAUAUUUAAAUAUGGAAAAAUACUUUAAAACGAAGUGCACAAACGUUUAGCAAUAAGGACUCAACAUGACUUCGUAAUAAUAACAUUUUGAUUACUGAAGUAAUUAUUGUUAUAUAAUUAAAUUAAAAUUCUUGUAUCUUCUAGAGUGUAUCUAUAGAUAUAUAUUUAUAAGUUAUUUUAUGAUCGUAGUGUAUCUAGUUAAAUGGACAAGUACCUAUCUACUUGUAUCGCAAGCUUUGAUGUCUUGAAAUUGUAAUAUAAUAAAUAUAUUCUAAGUUGUAUAUUUCUUCUUGCAUCUUGAUAUGUAAGUGGUAGGUACCGUAACCAUAUAUUUACUUGUAUUUGUCUCAUAUCUUCGUUUCCAAACUUAUAUUUGAUGCUAUUGUGAAAUUACAUCUGGAUUUGUGUUGUAUUACAUAUAUUUUCAAGGCAAAAAAAAAUUAAGUCACUGAUUUUUUCUUUAAGUAUUAUGCCCAGUACAAGAAAAUAGCUCACCUCAAUCACUCGUAUUCUAGUUAGAAAUAUAACAUUAUAUCUGAAUAUACAUGAAUGUUGAAUCAUGAAUGCCAAAUAAUUGCUUUUCAGAUAUUUAUCUCAAUUAACUUCUCUUCUUCAAAGAUUU
Vanessa tameamea is the source of this 1806-nucleotide messenger RNA. RefSeq names its product homeobox protein goosecoid. The transcript is spliced from 3 exons. Gene Ontology annotation, biological process: regulation of transcription by RNA polymerase II. The coding region runs from base 440 to 1108 and encodes 222 amino acids. Gene Ontology annotation, molecular function: RNA polymerase II transcription regulatory region sequence-specific DNA binding; DNA-binding transcription factor activity, RNA polymerase II-specific. Lineage: Eukaryota; Metazoa; Arthropoda; Insecta; Lepidoptera; Nymphalidae. The record is from RefSeq and is a predicted model, not a curated record.